AUGUCCUUCUAUCAGCACUGCUAUGAUUCGGACACAGCUGAUGUUACACCCUGUGCAGCCCCAUACCUGUCAAAUAUAAACUCAUCUCAGGUGGACAAAGUGGUUGCAGCGCACCUGUGCCCGCAAAAUGCCACCACCUUGUGGGAUCGCCUGGCCCUCCCCUCCAAGGCCUGUGUAAAAUCCACCACUGAACUUGCAGCUGCAACAGUUAGUCCAGAUUAUGACUGUGGACUGAAUGAUGACACGUUCAUCUGCACUGGUGCUCAGUACCGCAUGUACUGCAACACAAGUCUGCAUGAUUUCUACUACAGCAGAUAUGAGCACCAAUGCUGGAGUAAUGACUGUGACUGCCGUGGUAAUAAGAACACCUGUACAUGCUACUACAGAGCAUCCUCCUGCUUCUGCCAGGACAGUAGCUCUACCCAAACUCUCAGUCGCACUUAUACAGGUCUGAAAAUCAUACUGCUGAAAGACUACACGGAUGAUGCACUGAUGGAAAUACUGAAUUUGGUGGCGGUGAUCGUGGGGCUGGUGUUCCUCAGUUUGGCCCUGUUGACGUUCGCUUUUUGUUGGUGGAGUCCUGGAGUGAACAAUGUGGCUCGAAUCAACAUCUGCUUGAGUCUGCUGUUGGCUCAUCUUCUGUUCUUACUCACACAACAGUUCCUGAAAUACAUACAACCUAACCAGGUGUUGUGUACUGUGAUAUCAGGCGUUCUGCACUUCCUCUUUCUCUCCUCCUUUGUGUGGAUGCUCAUUGAAGGUGUGCUGCUUUUCAUCUGUGUGAAGAGCCUAUCACAGAUCAGCUCCAAACAGAGGGAGGUGCUUAGCAGUGGAUUCAUGAUUGUGAUUGGAUAUGUGACUGCUCUGGUGGGUGUGUCAGUUGGGCUGGUUCCUGAAGGCCUUGGCAGUGAAAAAUGUUGGAUUAAAAGGAAGGAAGUCUUCAUCUGGAGUUUUCUGGGACCUCUUUGUGUCAUUCUAGCAUUAAAUAUGAUUCUCUUCAUCAGCAUCAUCGUCAGUCUGAACUCAACUCUCACAAAACUGAACGCUGGAGUUUCACAGAUGAAACAAACCAAGAUUAUGGUAUUUAAAACACUGGCCCAGAUUGUAGUUCUCGGUUGCCCCUGGAUUCUGGGUGUCUUCACUAAUAGCAGUAAAGUGUUGGAGAUUCUCUUCCUGAUCUUGAACUCUCAGCAAGGAACCUUCAUCUUCCUGAUCCACUGUGUCCUCAAUAAUGAGAUCCGGCAGCAGUAUGUGGAGCGGUUGAGCGCUAUUGUCCCGGGACUCAAACCCAGAACCAUCAAAAGUGCCCCCCAAAGUUCAUUGAGCACUUCAGUGUCCAUGUACCAGAGAAUGAGAAACACAGAAGAGCCCUUAAUAUAAAAGUGAUUCUAGUCUCAGAUACACAUUAUAACAUUCAAUACACAACUUACACACACGUUUUAUUUUACAGCUUUAUAUUUUAAAUAGUUAUCUAUUAAUACUUCCUGUUUUUUCAUUUAUUUAUUUUUUCUUGGUGUAGGGAUUGCAUAAUCAUGUGUAACCGGUUGAUUUAGGCUUUUUCUUG
This is a messenger RNA of Xyrauchen texanus (razorback sucker), 1564 nucleotides long. RefSeq names its product adhesion G protein-coupled receptor E1-like. Lineage: Eukaryota; Metazoa; Chordata; Actinopteri; Cypriniformes; Catostomidae. Gene Ontology annotation, molecular function: G protein-coupled receptor activity. The coding region runs from base 1 to 1380 and encodes 459 amino acids. The record is from RefSeq and is a predicted model, not a curated record. Gene Ontology annotation, biological process: cell surface receptor signaling pathway; adenylate cyclase-activating G protein-coupled receptor signaling pathway. The transcript has 11 exons. Gene Ontology annotation, cellular component: membrane.